Colletes gigas is the source of this 3873-nucleotide messenger RNA. Its product is annotated as RNA-binding protein 5-like. Bases 191 to 2965 code for a protein of 924 amino acids. Gene Ontology annotation, cellular component: nucleus. The record is from RefSeq and is a predicted model, not a curated record. The transcript is spliced from 8 exons. Gene Ontology annotation, molecular function: RNA binding. Gene Ontology annotation, biological process: mRNA splicing, via spliceosome. Lineage: Eukaryota; Metazoa; Arthropoda; Insecta; Hymenoptera; Colletidae.
GGAACGAGAGGCGUAACCACGCCAUUGUGCGCAUCACGCUAUUUCUCAUCUGAUCGUACGAAGAAAGAGUAAAGUAAGUGGAAAUUAAGCACGUACGGAUUCGCCACGACACGAAGAUCAUUUUCUCGAGAAUUUGGUGCAUUGUAAAGAAGACUGGGGAUCGCAAUAACAUCGGGAACAAGUUAAAUGUAUGGACAACAUGUACAGUAACAAUAUUGACCCGUGGGAGCCAGGUUACGGGCCUGAGAGAAGGGGACAUAAUUCUGACUAUGACUAUCGUAAUGAUUAUGGAAGCAGUAGGUCACCGGAUUACGCCGAGCACCGCGACAAUGAUCAUCGCGACAGGGACCACCGUAGUCCCGAAUACAGAAAUCAUCGUGGAAGGGACAGAGACCGCGAAAGGGACCGUUCGAGAGACAGAAGGGAUCGCAGCAGAGACGACAGAGACCGUAGCUACAGGGACAGAGAGGAUCGUUACGCUAGACAAAGAGACAGAGACUCUGUAGAAAGAGACAGAGACAGGGAUCGCGAUCGCGACAGAGAUAGAGAUCGCUCUAGAAGAGACAGAGAUAGAGAUAGGGAUAGGGAUCGUAGAGGGAAGCGGGAGGACAGAGAUCGUGAUCGGGAUGACGAUCAUAGCCGUGAAAGUAUGGACUUUGAGCACGACCAUGGACGUACUUACGGUUCGUCCAUGGAAGGCAUCCACUACAAAUCUCAAUCUCCGAACAACACCAUAAUGAUUCGUGGGCUUGCUCAGCACAUUACUGAAAAUGACGUGCGGCAAGACAUCCUCAACUGUGGUCUCAUGCCAAAGGACAUCAGGCUGAUUCGUAAAAAGGACACAGGUGCUUCGCGAGGUUUUGCAUUCGUCGAGUUUAACGCGACUCAGGAGGCCGCACGGUGGAUGGAGAUGAAACAGGGAGUACUGAUGCUACAGGACCAAUACCGUGCCUUGAUGCAGUACAGUAUACCGAAAGAUUGCCAUGUGGAUAAGCCGCCAGCAAAGAACACUCAGGAUUGGCAUUGCGUCAAGUGUGGAGCACACAAUUUCAAGAGGCGCGAAACGUGUUUUAAAUGUUCGGCCUCGCGGGCAGAGAGCGAAGAAGGCGGAGAGGGUAGCGAUGAGAUCAGCCCUCAUCCUACGAACACCGUCCUCCUUCGAGGAUUGGACGUGCUAACGACGGAGGAUUCCGUAUUGCAAGCAAUGAAAAACCUUUCGUCGAUGCCAAUACGGAGUAUCCGCAUUGGACGCGAUUCUCUGACCAACACAUCAAGGGGCGUCUGUUAUCUGGAAAUGGGGAACGUGGUGGAUGCAAUGUACUUGCACACGGCCCUCACGAAGCAAGGGUUGGUGGUGGACGGGAGAAAAGUGGAGAUCACGUAUUGCAAACUCCACCAAAUAAAUAAUACCAACACCUGGAAAGCGAACGACAGUCAACCGCAGAGAUACACGUUGGACGACGUUGCUCAAUUGGCAGAGUACAGCGCGAACCUGUACGCUAAGACGCCUGCGCAGAAAGCUCACUAUCUUCAGUAUUACACGCAAUAUUAUCAGAAUCAAAUAAUGCAAGGGUCCGCGAUCACGUUACCGUCUCUGAAUCAGACCGACAGAGUGAACGCUGCGGCAGCGGUGGCGCAGUCAGCUAUACAACAACUGCAAGCGUCGAGAAAGUUAGGGGACGCGGAUGAAAUGAAGAACAGACCAAUGCCAUCGGCGCCAACCAGCACGUCGUUGGCGAGCGGAAGAGUGCCUGCGCACGCGAGUGAUGGUAAAGUAUACUCUGUACCGGAUGUCAGUACCUAUCACUACGACGAAUCAUCGGGCUACUACUACGAUCCCAGUACAGGAUUGUAUUAUGAUCCCAACUCGCAAUAUUAUUAUAAUAGUCACACGCAACAAUUCCUAUAUUGGGACGCCGAAUCAUUCUCAUAUCAACCAGCAAAGACUGCUACGACCGUUACGCAAGCAACAGGAACCACCACCAGUGGGACUACAAUAACUGCCACUGCUAGCAGCACCGACUCGACCAACACGAUCACCAAUCAGGCGACAACUUCUACGGUAACUAGCGCUGCUCAAGAGUUGUCGAGGGAGGAUGAGAGUAAAAAGAAAGACAGCAAGCAGGACAAAGUGAAAGUAGCGAAGAAGAUAGCCAAGGAUAUGGAACGCUGGGCAAAGACGUUGAACCAGAAGAAAGAGAACGCAAAGAGCAACUGGAACUCGGAGUUCGCUGGUGUCGAUGGGAAUCAGGGAGUCGGGAGUGGAGCAGCGGAUGCUGGGUACGCCAUAUUGGAGAAGAAGUCUCUGGCUACCUCUUACCACGAGGACGAGGAUCAAGGUGGAAACAAUGGGUUGGUCGCUGCCUAUGGAGGCGGCAGCGACACGGAAGAAGAGAUAGAGGACGUGCAACAGGAAGAAAGACAACACACGGACUGGACCAAGCUGGCUUGCUUGUUGUGCAAACGACAGUUCCCUAGCAAAGAAGCGUUGCUUCGACAUCAACAGUUGUCCGAUCUUCAUAAACAGAAUCUGGAGAAUUGGUACCAAGUGCGCGGUUUGGACCCGAACGACCCACAGCAGAGGAAUAAUAAAUAUCGGGAUCGUGCUAAAGAGAGAAGAGCGAAGUACGGUGAACCGGAACCACCACAGCCGAACAAACUUAAAGAGAAAUACUUAAAAACGAGAGUCGAGGAUAUAUCAGUGUCUUACGAGGAGCCGACGAGAGCCGGUAUCGGUUCGGACAACGUUGGCAAUAAAUUGUUACAAAAAAUGGGGUGGAGCGAAGGAAUGGGACUUGGCAAAUCGAAUCAAGGUAGGACUAGUAUCAUCGAAGCGGAGAGAAGAGUACCUACGGCCGGUUUGGGAGCGAAGUCGUCGUCGUAUAGUGCAUUACCCGGGGACACGUACAAAGAUUGUGUGAAGAAGAUGAUGUACGCGCGUUAUCAGGAACUGUCCGACUCAUAAUAUGUCGAGUAUCGUUGUACAUAGGUUUUAUGUAUACAUACACAAGUACUUGUACUCAAUUUUUUCCAUAAACGGAUAGGUAUGUGGCGCGUAUUAUCCGGAUAGUAUAUACUGGUCUGUGUACUGGUAAUUGAGAACGGUGAUAAUCCAUUCUUGGGAAUACGUUACAUUUUUUUAUAUCUUUCCUAUACGUUUUCACAAUAUUACAUUACUUCUCUAUUCUAAGAUUCUUAGGUAAUAAUACAUUGGUAACGUUAGUUUUUUGAACUCGCUGUAAAUUUUUUUUUUUUCUUUUUUUUUUCUCAUUAGAUUUUAGUACGUCCUUUUAUGUGAUACUAUUUAAAAAUAUGCUCGUAUUGUCUUGAUACUGUUCGCGCGAUAGUUAUUCGGCUUCGCUUUAAGCAAAAAAAACUAUGCUUGUUCGUUUAAGGAAAACUAUAUUUGUUUCACUAUUUACGACCCGUACAGUGCUUGCCCAAGAAUGUACUAUGUACAAGUACCAGUAGCGAAAUAGUUCAAACAAGAUUAUCACAUCAAGCAAUUCUCGUCUAACAAUUUUGUGCACAAUACAGUACUUUUACGUAUUUCGUGAACGAAGUAUAUUAUCGAAGCAUUGUGAAAUAUCUCCGGCAACGCGAAACAGUAAUAUUAAUUACCGUCGCGUAUUUUAAUUUACACAGUUUCCAGCGAAUUUCAUGAUGCUUGGAGAAAGAAAAAAUCAAUCUACUAUUACUUAUGAAUCCAGUGCGACUAAACUCAUCACUGGUGCAUCGUAUAUUUAUUAUACUGUAACAAUUCGCGAUGAAUUUCAUAAUUAAUUUUAUAAUAGAAUUAUGUCAGAUUCACCACACACACUACACAUCUAUAUAUAUAGAGAGAGAAUUAUAUUUAUACUCGAACAUUUACAC